Molecule: messenger RNA, 810 nt
Organism: Drosophila erecta
Lineage: Eukaryota; Metazoa; Arthropoda; Insecta; Diptera; Drosophilidae
Product: protein TsetseEP
Exons: 3
Coding region: 53-688 (211 amino acids)
Source: RefSeq, a predicted model, not a curated record
AAAACAUUUAGACCCUGUCUGCAGUAGGCCCAGUAAAGGAAGAACCGUCAACAUGAAUAUUCUGUGCGCCGUGCUUAUCAUCGCCACCGUUGCGGCAGCCAACGCCAAGCCCAAUACGCAGGUCCAGAGUGCUUUGGAUCAGUAUCUGGUGCAAGCUCGCAGUCUGGAUACAUUCGUUUCGGAGGACAUGACCACGCAGUGCUUUAACACUUACAUGCCCCUGCUGAACCAACUGGCGGCCACUUUCUCGUCCUCCUAUCAGGACUGCAUCAACACCGCCAAUGCCCAGACCGCCAAUCUGACCGCCCAGGCGGAAGAGCAGCAGAAGACCUAUCAGUCGGAGGUCACCAGCCUGUGCAGUGCCUUUACCGCCUGCGACAGUAACAAUGACACUACCACCUUCUUCAACUGCUACGCCAACGCGGCUGAUAAUGAUGUCUCCGUGAUCUACAACCUGGCCAGCAAUGCUGCCAGUGCGGCCAGCUCCUUGAGCUCGGGCAUCCAAGCCAUCCAGAGCACGGAGUACCAGUGCACCAAUACCACGCAAAACAACUACGUCCGUGAUACUGCUGCCACCUACGAUCUGCUGGACAGCUGCCUGAAGUACGGAGUGCCCACCACUACUGCCACAUCGCCAUCUGAGCCGCCGACUACCUCUACCACAGACGGGUUCUUCUUUGGCCUUUAAAGAAAUCUGAAACUUUAACGUGUCUAAAUCUUUGGUGAUAUUACAUGUGUGCUUUUCACCAAGAAACGAAAUGUGUAACCCAAAAGUGUAUUUUAUGGUUCAGUAAAUGUUGUUUAUUGUUA